AUGAAUGUGCAAAUUAUUGACAGAGUUAAAGAAUGUACAAAUGAAGUAUUGAGAUUGAGCAGCCUUGAAGAGAGAAUCCUUCAACAAAAAUCCAAGAUUGACUGGCUCAAGCUUGGCGAUGGUAACAAUUCAUAUUUCCACACUACUCUGAAAAUUAGGCAUAGGCAGGACCAUUUGGAGCAGUUGAAGGAUGAAAAUGAUAGAGACCUGAUUCAUCAGGAGGAGAUAGAGGGAGAAAUUCCCAGCUACUAUAAAAAUCUUAUAGGCACUUCCAACAACCUGAUCAGUAUUGACCUAGUUGCUAUGAGGAAUGAACCUCAGCUCUCUCAAGAGCAACGGGAUGUGCUAUCUGCCCCCCAUCACUAA
Molecule: messenger RNA, 366 nt
Organism: Lathyrus sativus (Indian pea)
Lineage: Eukaryota; Viridiplantae; Streptophyta; Magnoliopsida; Fabales; Fabaceae
Source: the annotation of a GenBank genome assembly